Messenger RNA from Aspergillus affinis, 2523 nucleotides. RefSeq names its product sorting nexin Mvp1 (gene mvp1). Gene Ontology annotation, biological process: protein targeting to vacuole; retrograde transport, endosome to Golgi. Gene Ontology annotation, molecular function: phosphatidylinositol-3-phosphate binding. Gene Ontology annotation, cellular component: endosome. The transcript is spliced from 7 exons. Lineage: Eukaryota; Fungi; Ascomycota; Eurotiomycetes; Eurotiales; Aspergillaceae. The record is from RefSeq and is a predicted model, not a curated record. The coding region runs from base 1 to 2523 and encodes 840 amino acids.
AUGUCAUUAUUCGGCACAUCUCCGGAGGACUCUCCUUCUCCGGGGGUUCAAUCCGCUCAGAAAUCCAAGUCCUCCCUCUUCGCCGACGAACCCUUCGGUGGUGGUAAUUCCGCCCUGGGCUCAUCCUCCCUCUUCGCUGACGACGACAGUUCGAGCUCCCUCUGGAAUAACAAUACAAGCAAGCGAACCGCCCGGCAUGAGAUCGUGAAAACACUACUGCCAGAGUCUGAUGUUCCCGACAGCUAUAUUGACGCCUACGACCUGGUGCUGUCGGGUGGAGAUCGCGUCGGCGCCCGGGUGGGCUUGACCUCCGUUCGGGAGAUCCUGUCCGGCAGCGGACUAAGCGCCACCGACCAGGCGAAGAUUCUCAAUCUCGUUGUUUCGGGCGACGGCGACGACGCGAAUGGCCUCGGUCGUAGCGAGUUCAAUGUGCUGUUAGCGCUUGUAGGUCUUGCGCAGGAGGGCGAGGAUUUGACAUUUGACGCGGUCGAUGAUCGACGCAAGAAGCUCCCGACUCCUCAGAGCUCAUAUUUGGACACGCUGCAGGCGAGACAGGAAUCUGCCACCUCCGACCAGCCCGCCGAACGACCAGCCACACCCCCUUCCCGCUCAACGCAAGCCCAAGAACCGAACUCCGCACAUUCCCGCAGGUCCGGUCGCGACACAUUGGGCGGCCUAGAAUCAGACCCUUGGGGUAGUCCUCAGUUACACCGCGAUCAUGCACAUGCGCAAACCGACUCUAACAACCCCGUGUUGAAUGGCUACGGGAGUGUGCGAUCGACGACGAACGCUUGGGCCAAUCGCCCUGGUGAGGAAAGCGGUCGCAGUGAUGUUACCUCGAGCCAUCGCGCAAAUGGACAAAUGGAUGCGGGAUCUGCUGCUAGCAGCGCAGGGCUUGGCUGGGGCGAAAGCUUCGGCAAUUCGCCCGUUGCGGGUGGACUUGGAGGCGGGCCUGUCCAAGCUGGACUUGGUAGCUUCGGCCCUUCAAGCAAUGUGCAGGGCGAGUCGAAUUCUCGCCGCCGGUCCCUUGGCAUUGGCCGUGUGUCCAGUCCGCAUCUGGAGGAGUUAAUCACCGUCACCCUGCUACCGGAAAAGGAGGGCAUGUUUAUGUUCCAGCAUCGCAACUACGAGGUGAAGUCCGCCCGGAGAGGAAGCACCGUCAUCCGUCGAUACAGCGAUUUUGUCUGGUUACUGGACUGUCUCCACAAACGGUACCCCUUCCGACAGUUACCCCUUCUUCCCCCGAAGAGACUUUCAGCGGACUCUACAUCAUUCCUCGAAAAGCGUCGUCGCGGACUCGUUCGGUUCACCAAUGCCCUCGUUCGUCAUCCGGUUCUUAGCCAGGAACAGUUGGUCAUUAUGUUUUUGACCGUACCUACGGAGCUUUCUGUCUGGCGAAAGCAAGCUACGAUCUCGGUUCAGGAUGAGUUCACCGGCAAGGAUCUUCCUCCGGACCUGGAGGACUCGCUGCCGGCCAGUCUGACGGAUACGUUUGAAACGGUCCGAGGCGGGGUCAAACGGUCGGCAGAGGUCUAUAUUAAUCUCUGCACACUGCUUGACCGCCUGGCCAAGCGCAACGAAGGGCUUGCCGCGGACCAUCUGCGGUUUUCUCUCGGACUACAAUCACUAACGGAAGUGACUCGAGACACCUAUGCCAUCGACACCAACGACGUCCCUCUACUUAACGAGGGCAUCAAGGCGACUGCCAGCCAUCUGUCCGCGAGCCAGAGCUUGCUCGAGGACGAGGCACGGGCCUGGGAGGCGGGAAUUCUAGAGGACCUCAAGCGCCAGCGGGACUGCCUGGUUAGCGUGCGAGAGAUGUUCGACCGACGUGACCGGUACGCGCGCAGUAAUAUUCCGCAGUUGGAGCGACGCAUCGAGACCAACGAGCGCAAGCUGCAAGACCUGCGUACUCGGCCUCAGGGCACCGUCAAGCCGGGCGAGAUUGAGAAGAUGGAGGAGUCGAUUUUCAAGGACAAGGAAUCGAUUGUACAGCAACACGCACGCGGGGUGUUCAUCACGGAAUGCAUCCGCGACGAGCUGUUGUAUUUCCAACAGAGCCAGUAUCACAUCAGCCGCCUGCACCAGGACUGGAGCCAGGAGCGGGUCAAUGACAUGGAGCGUCUCACGGCCGGGGCACCCAGCAGGUUUCGGUACCUGAGAGCAUCGGCAAGUCCCAUCCGACUGGCCGGUGGGGGCGGACGAGCUGGCGGCCAAUGGGCAGGCGUCACGGGAGUCUUGGCCGCCCUGCAGGGCUGGGCGCGGAUGCCGUACGCGGGUUGGCUGAGUCAGCGCCCACCCUUCUUCAUUUUUGCUUUUCCUUAUCUUUUCUUCCUCCCUCGCCCUCCUCCUUCCCCAACUCAAUCCCAGGCGCCGAGUCGAAGCAGAAAGUCGUCCAGAUCCUCCAACCAGAGGGUCCGCUCCGCCAAGCCGCGAGUGCGCAGCCUUCCGCGAGUGAAACUGACGCUCGCCUGGCAAAUCCCCGCCGGGUCUCCUCCUGCCGCGUCUGGGCGUCGCAUCUGA